CCGGCCCGGCCCCCUAAAGCCUGCCGCCGCCGCUGUCUCCCGUUACCCUCUGCGCCUGCCCUGCCGCGCGGCAGCGCCGGACCGAGCAGCAGCUUCUGCCGCGCCGCAGCGCCCAGCGCGUGAGGAGAGAGAAAGAGGCAGUGUGUGCGGGAGCCAGAAAAAACCCGGCAAAAGCAUCGAAGAAAAGGUGGCACGAGUACGGGAGAUUCGGCAGGCGUGCAGGGGCGCGUAGGGAUAAGAUCGUUCGCAGCGCUCGAGUAGCAGGGCCGACGCGGCCGGCGCGCAAGAACACGCCGGAAACAGCCCAGCCAGCAUCCUCGAACCAUAGACAUUGCAACAUUUCAGCAGCAGCAGCAGCCCGCUUCUGGCACUGAGCCAAAACCGUCCGGCGCCAGCCCAUGCGCCAGGAGCUCCAUAAAAACGCCACAUUUCUCUCGCCGCGCACGCGCCCCGCAGCAGCGUAUGAGCGCUUGCGGCCGGAGGCCAUGGGCGAUGGAGCAGCGGGAGCGGGACAUGAGGCGCCCAGCUGGUCCCAGGGCGCCAAGCGCAGACGCGGCGGCGGCGUGAGGGGGAGCGAGGCGGAGGCGGCAGCGGCGUGGGGCCACCCGCCGCCGCAGGGAGCGGGACCGGGGUCGCGGAUCUACCGCGUGCGGGCGAGCGGGGGGAAGGACCGGCACAGCAAGGUGUACACGGCUAAGGGCAUCCGCGACCGCCGCGUGCGCCUGUCGGUGCCCACCGCCAUCCAGUUCUACGACCUGCAGGACCGGCUCGGCUACGACCAGCCCAGCAAGGCCAUCGAAUGGCUCAUCAACGCCGCCUCCCCCACCAUCGAGAUGCUCCCGGCGCUCGACCCGACCGCCUUCGGCGCCGUCCCCGAGCCGGGCGAGGCGGAUGCCGGCAGGGUGAAGCAGCAGCAGGGGAGCAAGUCCGGGGGCAGCAGCACGUCGGAGACGAGCAAGGGGUCGCAGCUCUCGCUCUCGCGCUCCGACGGCCGCCGGGCCGUCCCCGCCGCGCGGGACUGGGAGGUCACCGUGGCCAGCACCUCGACGCAGGCCGCGUCCUUCACCGAGCUGCUCACCGGGGUGGCGUCGGCCGGCGCCAUUAACGCCGACGAGCACAAGCAGUCCUGGCAGCCGCCGCCCAACGACUCCGCGGCCGCCGCCGACUGCGUCGGCAUCGCGCACCCCGGGAAAGGUGCGCACGGGCUGUCGACGCACGCCUUUUCCGCCCCCACCGCCGUCAAGUUCGGCAAUGCGCCUCCGUUCGGCAUGGUCCCGGCGCAGCCGUUCAACUUCGCCAGUUCCGUCCAGAUGCCUCACUUCGCGCUCUCUCAGUCUCAGGACGCUCUAGCGGCGGCCUCGUCUCCCGCCGGAGACUACAACCUCAACUUCUCGAUGUCCUCAGGUUUCUUGGGUGCCAAUAGGGGGACCCUUCAGUCCAAUUCGCAGCCGAACUUUUCAGGCCACCACCAGCAGCAGCAGCUCCAGAGGCUGGACGGCUCGUUCUUGUUUGGUCACGCCGCGGCGGCGGCGCAUCCUGCAUCCGAGAACCAGCUCACCGCGUCCGCCGCGCUACAGCUGUGGGAUGGCCACCGGCACUCCGGCAUGAAAGAGAAGAGCAAUAACUGAUUGCACAUUCUUCAACGAAACUGAAGACAUCCGGUUGCCGGGUCUUGUUCCAGCAAGAAUUCAUCGGUGGUGCUACAGUUAUCGCGAUGACUGUCCAAUUUCUUUGGAACCAGGUCAUCGUUCAAGUCUGCUUUGGUCAUCACCAACUCUGCUGCCGUUGAUCAAACAAUCCUGUGCCUUUUUUCCCUUUUCCUAGAUGCUGUUGCACAAUUUUUGUGAGAUGAGAGUUUCGAACAAGAGUUGUAAGCAUGCCCCGUAAUCGCGGUUGUAAUCCUUUCCGUUCCUAAGUGUCGGGUAGGGUGCUGAACAGGACUAUUCUGAAAGUUUGGAUGAACAAAUCCAUUGGACAGGCAUUGUGGUCCUUGUAAUUUGCAGUUUGGGUGAUUGGAAAUGCUCUUUGAAGAUUUGGAAA
Messenger RNA from Phragmites australis (common reed), 2040 nucleotides. Its product is annotated as transcription factor PCF6-like. Gene Ontology annotation, biological process: regulation of secondary shoot formation. Bases 399 to 1628 code for a protein of 409 amino acids. NCBI's taxonomy places the organism in Eukaryota, Viridiplantae, Streptophyta, Magnoliopsida, Poales, Poaceae. Gene Ontology annotation, molecular function: sequence-specific DNA binding; DNA-binding transcription factor activity. The record is from RefSeq and is a predicted model, not a curated record. The transcript has 2 exons. Gene Ontology annotation, cellular component: nucleus.